Lichtheimia ornata is the source of this 1581-nucleotide messenger RNA. RefSeq lists its product as uncharacterized. Bases 1 to 1581 code for a protein of 526 amino acids. The transcript has 9 exons. Lineage: Eukaryota; Fungi; Mucoromycota; Mucoromycetes; Mucorales; Lichtheimiaceae. Gene Ontology annotation, biological process: transmembrane transport. The record is from RefSeq and is a predicted model, not a curated record. Gene Ontology annotation, molecular function: transmembrane transporter activity.
AUGAUUACUUCACCCUCGGCCACUGCUGCCACUGCCACAGCAACACAAGAGAGGCCGCUCCCAUAUCGACAACUAUUGAUCCUAUGCGGGUGUCGUUUUUCGGAACCGAUAAGCUUCACAGUAAUUUUGCCAUUCAUAAUAUUUAUGAUCCGGGAUUUCGACAUCACUGAAGAGAAGAAUGUUGGUUACUAUGCUGGAAUGAUUACUUCAGCAUUCGCUAUGGCACAAUUGAUGACUGGCAUCUCAUGGGGCAUGCUAUCUGAUCGUAUUGGGAGACGUCCAGUGAUCUUGAUGGGCACAGCAGGCGCUAUGACUAGCAUCUUACUUUUCGGAUUAUCAAAGUCAUUUGCAUGGGCGCUUAUCUCUCGUAGUCUUUGUGGAUUGCUGAAUGGCAAUGUGGGCGUGCUCAAAUCCAUGGUAUCAGAGAUCACAAUCAACAAUUCAGAAGAACAACGAGCCCGGGCUUUUACCUACCUACCCCUUAUUUACGGCCUCGGAAGCAUCAUCGGACCCGCAAUGGGAGGUCUCUUGUCCAAUCCUGUCAGAAAUUUUCCUUCAAUCUUUGGACGUGGUGGAUUCAUUACUGAUUUCUUCACCGAAUACCCAUACUUUUUACCAUGUUUCAUUUCGGCAUUGAUAUGCGCAAUCAGUCUCACAUUUGGAUACUUUUAUCUGGAUGAAACGUUGUCGACCGUGUUGAAAAAGGAAGAAGAGGAGGAGGAGCCACUCAUUCAAAACAGCCCUUCAGAUGAUGGUUAUCGCACGUUUGAGGAAAGCCAACGUCUUUCAGCAUCAUCACCCACGCCUACGCUCCCUGAUGAAUCUCGUCCACCACCUACAUUUCGAGAAGCCAUUACGCCAGCUGUACUUGCUAUCAGUAUAUCAUAUGCCCUUUUCUCUUUCCAAGCUAUCUACUAUGAUGAGCUCUUUCCAAUCUGGUCAGCAAGUCCACGAAACAACGGUGGUCUUGGCUACAGGGCAGAUGAAAUAGGAAUUGCAUUGGCAUAUUGUGGUAUCGUCACUUUGAUUCUACAGCUAUUCUUCCUGCCCAAGCUCACUGCACGAUUCGGCGUCUUGCGAUUGUAUCGAUUUGUGUUAGCAGGUUGCAUACCAUUGUAUUUCAUGCAAGGAUACGUUCGAUGGUUUUACGAGAUCCCGGAUCUUCAUGGUGCCAGACAAACAAAAUUUUGGGUGUGGGUGGGCAUCCUUAUCACAGCCACUUUCAGGACAUGUUAUCAUUCGAUAUCGUACACUGCAUGCACUAUUCUUGUCAACAAUGGAGCGAAACGCUUAAACACUUUGGGGACUGUCAAUGGGUUUGCUCAAUGCUGUGGAAGUGCUAUGCGUGCGCUAGGACCAGCAACAUGUGGCAUGAUAUGGUCAGCAUCUUUGGGUUGGACUUGGCUUCCUUAUGAUAUACGGGUUCAUAUCUCGUGGACGGUGCUCACACUUGUUGGCAUACUCACUUACUACUCGAGUACACGAUUAAACCCUGCCGAUUAUGAAAAGUCAAAGUUUGUAUCUCGUGAGGAUGAUAUAGCUCAAGAUGACGAGGCCUGUGUAACCCAUCGUUGCGCAUAA